AUGGCGCAUACACUUGAUUAUAUGAACAUUAAUUUCACUUCGUUGGAAGAUUUGGAUACAAUUGAUUCUAAAAUCAGCCAAUUGGAAGUACAGAAAAGUCAGAUUGGUAAGGCAGUGGAUCAAAGAUUACUGAAUAGAAAUGCCACUCCACAGCCGCAGGAUAUAGAUGAAGAAACCGCUGUUUAUGUUGGUAGUAUAGUGAGUAGUAUUAAUGAGUUAUUAGAUGAUCGCGGGAGUCUGACUGAAGUUAAGAUCGAAAGAAUCGAUGGUCUAAUCGAGCAACAUGGGGAGCUCAAAGUUUUGAAGGAUUUGAAGGUAUUAUUUGAAGGGAAGAAAACAGAAGAAUUGACUGUUGGCUUGUUAGAAAAGGCAAGAGGUUUAGAGUCUGCAAUUAAGUCACUCGAUGCGAACCAACAGGAUGAUUUUGAAAAGAUAAAUCAGGAUAUAAAGGAAUUGAAAGCAAAUCAGUUAUCUUCUGAUUACGAUGAGAUCAUCGAGAAAUUAUCCCUUGACUUUCUGAAUAAGGUUGAUGAACGGAGACUGAAACUUGCUGAUGAUUUAAAUAAAUUACUAACCAAAGUACAUUGGUUAGCACCCAAAUCUAAAAGUCAAUCAAUCCCAAAUAGGGACUUGAAAGAAAUUACUUCUUCUUUUCAAAAAUUACUUGACUUGCAAAUAAUAGUUGGUAAACCAACUUAUCCUGAUUCAUGGUGGGCAUUAGAGGUGCUAUUGCAGCCUUUUAUAAUCAGAUUCAAUUACCAUUUCGAUAAUAAAAAUAAGGAAACUAAUAAACUCAGUAAACCAGAAUGGGCAUUCAAUUUUUUUGAAGAGUUUCUCAUUGAAGAUAUCUCAUAUAUAGAAUUGAUCCUGGGAGGAAUGUUGGAGAAAUAUGGAAGAGUGUCAACCUAUGAGAUUAUAACAACCACAUUAAAACCUGUCAGAGACAAGAUAUCUAAAAUGGUCAGAAUAUUGAAUGACAAUAUUUCUAAAUGUCAGGAUCAGGCGGAUAUAUUUGAGAAGAGUGGUAGACUAUUGGCCCAUCUUAUUUUUGAAUUGAGUUCCUUUGAUCAAAGAUUAAGAAAUCAAUAUAAAUAUAAUCCAUACAUUGAUGGAUUUGAUGAAGCCCCCUCCAAGAAAUGGCUAGGAUUGACUGGUGACAUUUUAAUCCAUGACAAGAAUGAGAAAGAGGCAGUUACAAAUUGGCUUAAUUUUGAAUAUGAUUUGGCUAAGAAAAGAUUUGAUAGUGAAAUCAUUGGCUUGAGGGAUGCAUUUGAUAUCGAUUUCGAUCAUCAUGGCGAUGAAUCUAAUACCUCAAAACACUCUUUAAAACCUACUUAUUCGUCAUACAAUUUGGUAAAACUUUUCAAUAAUCUCACUAAUCAUUAUAAAACACUUAGCAUUGUCAAAUUUCAAUUAAGAUACGUCUCACGAAUUCAAAUAAAAUUGAUUGACUUAUACUUUGAACAUAUUAUUAAAGAAUUUAGAAAGUUUAGUGACACUUUCAAUUCUAAUAAAGUUUUGAACUUCAUCCCUGGUGGAUUAAAAGAAUCUGACAAAACUGGGAAUACAGAUGUUUUAACUAAUGGGCUCAAUGGAUUGAAAAUUUUAACCGGAUUGUUCUGUUCACUCAGAUUUAUCAGAGAUUCUUUUGACGAAUGGUCUGAGGAGCUAAUCUUUGUUCAACUCUGGGAUUCUUAUGCAAAAAUAAGUCACGAUGAAGUUGGUAAAACUCUUUUCGAUUUUCCAAUUGAAGAAAAUGACCAUCUAAUCAAUAAACAGAUUCAACAAUAUGAAGAGUUUUUCAGAAGAGAAAUAAAGAACUCCUUGAAAUCGUAUGUUAAUUCAACUCAAUGGAACAUUCCAGACUCUACAACAUCUGCAGAACCUUCUGGUCAAUUAUCCACUUUAAUCACCAAUAUUCCAAACUACAUGGACUUCUUGAGAAAAAGCGUUUCUGACGUAGAUUAUUACCAAAUCUCUAAUAAAGUUGUUUCCAUUCUUUGUACAAUUUUACAUGAAUAUAUUGUCACCAAUAAUCAAUUUUCAAAAAUGGGGAGUGAACAAUUGAAAACAGAUUUCCAGUUUAUUUCUGAUAAGUUUCGGGAUGAUUUACUUCUCUACGAAACUAAUGAAACUAUUUAUACCAAUAGAUCUCAUAAGAGUUACAUGAGAUUGAAGGAAUCAAUUGACUUUUUACAAAACAUUGAUCCAUCGGUUGCUAAAAGCUUGAGGCAAAACAUGAAUAAAGUACCUCAAUUAAGAUCUCAGUUCGACCAUUAUUUACAACAUUUGAAUGAUCAUGAGAUCAACGAUUUGAUUUACCGUAUAGUAUAG
Hyphopichia burtonii NRRL Y-1933 is the source of this 2334-nucleotide messenger RNA. RefSeq names its product Tip20p (gene TIP20). Gene Ontology annotation, cellular component: Dsl1/NZR complex. The coding region runs from base 1 to 2334 and encodes 777 amino acids. Gene Ontology annotation, biological process: retrograde vesicle-mediated transport, Golgi to endoplasmic reticulum; regulation of ER to Golgi vesicle-mediated transport; endoplasmic reticulum to Golgi vesicle-mediated transport. The transcript has a single exon. NCBI's taxonomy places the organism in Eukaryota, Fungi, Ascomycota, Pichiomycetes, Serinales, Debaryomycetaceae. The record is from RefSeq and is a predicted model, not a curated record.